Messenger RNA from Leptidea sinapis, 11523 nucleotides. It is a transcript of the gene FoxP, whose product is annotated as forkhead box protein P1. The record is from RefSeq and is a predicted model, not a curated record. Gene Ontology annotation, biological process: regulation of transcription by RNA polymerase II. NCBI's taxonomy places the organism in Eukaryota, Metazoa, Arthropoda, Insecta, Lepidoptera, Pieridae. The transcript has 19 exons. Bases 704 to 2638 code for a protein of 644 amino acids. Gene Ontology annotation, molecular function: DNA-binding transcription factor activity, RNA polymerase II-specific; RNA polymerase II cis-regulatory region sequence-specific DNA binding. Gene Ontology annotation, cellular component: nucleus.
UACCACGGGCGAACCUUUCGACUCAGUUUUAACGCGCACGUUUUGUGAAACGACAACUAUGCUAUCGUUCGCUAAUUAUUCAAAUGGGAACCGCUUGUGGCGACAAAAAUAGCCAUAAUUUCACGAUUUAUUGUUUCACUUUUUAUUUUCUUCCGCGUCAGUCGAGUCUCCGCGAUUCUUAAUAUCGUUUAAUCAUAGUUUAUUUUUAACAUCGUGUGUUAAUCGUGUUCGGGGCCUCUAUUUUGUUCUAGUAUUUGAUUGAAGUUCGCGGAAGUAAUUUGGUCCGUAAAAAAUUCGCGAUCAAGUUUGUUCACCCAAAGACCCAGUUUUAAAGAUAAAUCGCCGAUGAUAAUAUACUCUUUGGUUUUUGUGAUGUGAAACUUUUUCGAAGUUCGAAUUUUAAAUUGGAGUGAUUGGCGGGAAAGUGAUUUGAGAGGAUUCGAUUUUCAAAAGUGUUAUUAAACGCAGUGUUUUAACUCUUUAAAUUUUUCAACACGUUUUCGGGGCUAUGCAUUUGUUUGAACAAGUGUGUUUUCUAAUGGAUUUAUUUUGAGAUUGUAUUCAAAACAUUGGGGCCGUAUUGCCUCAGUCAUUUCUACAGAAGGCUAGAGGCGUGCCGCAGGGUGCAAGUGUUGGUCACUGACAAUUAAGUUAAAUAAAACUGUUGUGGUUGUGACAGUGACUCAUUUUCUGUGAUACCUGGAUGUGUCUCCAGCGAGAUGAAGAAAAAAAUGAAGAAAUAGAUGAAGCGAGACAAAUGGUGCAGCUACCUAUUCUGGGUCCGGAAACAGCACUGAACUCAAGUCCGGGUGGUGCUGCGAAGCCGCCACCACUCAACUCAUUCGAACUGGACCGCUGUUUGGAUAGAGACGAGUCUGGGAGGUGGGGGGGAGAAGCGGGUCGGCGUCGCCGGCGCAGUUCGCCUCCGCGUCGCAGCCCUCCGAGAGACAAUGAACCACUCUCCCUGGCCAGGGGCUCCGAACCUACUUCUCCAACGGGUGGUUCAACCCAAUCCAGCCCAGCUCCUGGGUCACCAUCAGGAAGUGCCACUGCCGGGAACAGAUCUCCACUCCCUUUGGUUGCACCAGAUCUUCUGGCGAUGCAGCUAUUAGACCAACAUAGCCAGUUGCAAGCGUUGAUGAAGCAACGCCUCUUUCACCAACAUCAGAUGCAAAAACAGCAUAUGUCGUCCGAAGCAGCGAAAAGAUUAGAGCAAUCUCGUCUUCAGGACCAGAUCAAUCUAAACAUGCUCUCACAAUCGCAUCUUCCACCGCAAGACAACUCACCAGGCUCUCUACAGCAACAGCUUGGAGCUCAGCAACAACAGCUAGUGCAGCAGCUUCAAGCUGUUCAACGGCAGUACCUGAUGCAUGCUCCACUUUCCGUGCCUCCAAAUGCUCCCGGCUUAAUGUUAUGGGGCAGCGAAAUAGAAGAACACCCCUUAUAUGGACGUGGUGUUUGUAAAUGGCCAGGCUGUGAUGCACUCGCCGAAGACUUCCAAGCUUUCCUGAAGCACUUAGAAGCGGCCCAUACUCUUGACGAUCGCUCGGCAGCGCAGGCUCGUGUUCAAAUGCAAGUUGUAGCUCAACUUGAACUUCAACUUAGACGUGAGCGGGACCGACUUGCAGCUAUGAUGCGUCACCUCCACGCCGCCAGAGACACUCAUCAUCAUAAGCUGCCUCAUGGUGCUAAUGAAGGUGCCUCACCGGGUCCUGUCAGACGACGUGUUUCAGAUAAAUCGGGCGUUGCUAUCGCUGGAGGUCUGCCAUAUAUGCUCGAAAGAGCCGGACUAGAUGUUCAGCAAGGAAUUGAAAUGAUUUUUACAGAAAUACAAAGAAACCGAGAGUUUUACAAGUCGGCGGAUGUUCGGCCCCCUUUUACGUAUGCUUCACUCAUUCGGCAGGCAAUAAUAGAAUCGCCGGACAAGCAGCUAACAUUGAAUGAGAUCUACAAUUGGUUCCAGUCGACGUUCUGUUACUUCAGACGCAACGCUGCCACUUGGAAGAAUGCGGUACGUCACAACCUGUCGCUGCACAAAUGCUUCAUGCGCGUGGAGAACGUUAAAGGAGCAGUUUGGACGGUGGAUGAAGUAGAAUUCUACAAGCGGAGACCACAGCGAGCUGCGCACGCGCCGCCCCCGCCAAUGCAUCCUCACGCCGGAUUUAUGGGGGCACAGAGUCCGCCAAUGAUGACUAGUCCUCACGGAUAUAGUGAAGUUUUGAAAAGAAAUCUUCAGGGUAUGAUGGAGGAUUGCAAUUUGGCUUACAUGUCCGCUGACGAUCAUAUGAUGCAGACUGAAGACUACCCAUCAUCACAUGAAGAUUAUAGUCGCCCACCCAUGAUGAAUGGAUAUGGAAAUAGCAGUUCUUCUCACGAGGUCAAGGCAGAGGAUUUGAGCGCCAAUGAUUCACAAGAUAUUAAGCCAAAUAUUUUCGCUCUGAAGAACGAAAUGCAAGCUUCUGAUUAUUCCAAUAAAGAUUACUCUAAUUCAAAUAAAGAGUCUUUAAGCAAUCGUUCGAGUGAGACUAGUCCGUACAACGACUACGUACGGCCCGAAGACCGAUACCGCGCUUCUCUUUCUCAUAUCAAAGAUGAAGCUGAGAACCUGUCCCUAAAUGAACAGAGAUCAGACAAAUAGAGUGAUAAGUCAGAAAGAGGCUGUAGAAACGCAAAAGGCAAAAGAAACAUCGAAUUACAAGAGGAUAGUUUUGUUUUGUGUAGAAGAUUAAGAAUUUUGCGGAUGGACAGAAUGACGAACGAAUCUGUUGACACUAAGGUACCUUACGGGUAUAGUUAUUACGUGAAUCUUGUGUUCAACAAUGAAUUGCUUUUCAUCGGACUUUUGAAGUUGAGUCUUAACCAAAUAAUUUUUAUUUUCCCGCCCGGUUUUAACGGGACAAGUAUUAUAGUUAUUAUUUUUUAUUUACGUUUUUACAUUGUUAGCUGUUUUGAAUUAUUAGGCUAUUUAGUAUAAGGUUAGGGAAAGGUACAGUUGUAAUCGUGUGAAGGUACCCUAAAAGGUUCAUAUCAAUAUUUAAAAGUAUUUAAUCAUUACUUAUAAUAAUAAUAAGAACAAUAAGUAGAUGUAUUGGUAUAGAUGUUUUAUAGUACAUUAUAGCACGCAUGGCGUUUUGUUUUAAAUUUAUUUUAUUCCUUGUUAGUUUAAAUUUAUCUAUCACUAUAUACAAUGACUGUCAUAAUUCAUUUAAUUUUUUAUUUCUAUGUUUUUAUCUUAUUUUCAUUGUAGUCUACGAUCGUAGAUGUCUUACGUCCAGCAAUUCCACAGCUUUUUUUUAUUAUAAAAUAGAUAAACGUAUAUUCAAUAUUAAUAUAUUAUACAGUAGGUAUGGAUUGUAUUUAUAUGAAAUAAAUGAAAAUACAAGCCAUACUGGUCGACAGAAGUAUGAUAAAAUAAUUUAUUUAAUUAAAGCUCCUUAACUGUAAAUGUGAAUUUGUCACAGAAAAUAAAUAUCAAAAUUGAAUUAGAAAAAAGGAAACAGUCUGUUUAGACAACGUACUUUGAUCCUGAGGAGCGACAACUUAGCACACAAGCGGAAAAUCAGCUGUUACUUCUAGUAAACAAGCUCUUAACAAUUAGCGAGAACAAUUAGCAAGAAAUGAAAAUUGAUUUAAACAUUUCACUUGAACUUUUAGAAAGUUAAAUUAACAGUCAAUAACUUGAAACAAUCGCGUAAUCUUAAAGUUUGAACACAUUUAUCCCGGAAACUCGCGGUAAACUGAAUCAACAAACGCUCAACAUCGCGAAAAAAAUAAUGUGCGAGUGCAAUCAACUUUUGCGCAGAAAACUGGCAAUGCCGCGUUUUGAUCAAAUAUUCAAGCUCAUUGAAUCACUGACCUGGUGACUCAAUUCUACAGUACGUUAAAAUUUGCUUAAAAUGAAAAUUCUACUUUUUGACAAAAUUAAUGCACGGCUUUUGUUAAUUUGUAUAUCGUCAGCAAAUAUGCUAACAAGUAUGAACCAACAUUUAUUUCAUAUAUGCAAGAUCUAUACUGUAUAAUAUAAAUAUACGAUUUAUUGAUUCGAUAAAAUGGUCAAACAAGUGCGUUCUGAGAUUUUUUGGAUAACACAAAAACGGAGUUUUUUUUUAAUUGUGACUUAGAGCAGUGAACAAUGAAAUCUUAUAGGAUCCAAAACAUAACAUUUUUAUUAAUCCACCCGUUUCCCGUGCGUUGCAGUCUGUGUAAUCACGGGCAAUUAAAAUUAUUCUAUAUUUACUUUUUUAUACCCUGUCACACGCCCUGUACUUUUAAAACAACUUAAUCUAAUUCAAAAUAUAUGAAUACAAUCAAAAUGAUCAGUACUGAACUUUAGGAGAUUUGCGAUUUUGAAAAACGAAUUUUUUUAAUAAUUUUAUAUAACAUUCAAAUAUAGUUGGUAAAGAACUUAAAAUGGAAAAAAAUAAGCUUAAAACCAUAGAUAGAUGAUGAACAUCAGAUGCGUCACUAAAAUAACAAUAAUAAUAUGACAGAGACAUAAAUUAGAUUGUUAUUGAGAGUAAGCGAGAUACACGCGAUUUUUUGUUUGGACACAGUUCAUCGGCUCCCUACAAACAAUGGCUGCCGUGGUAAAAUACUAUUUAAUUUAAAUUCUAAUUGUUAAUAUGUAAUUAAGAAUUUGGUGUGAAUUCCUCCUCCCUGCGUCGUAAUCCUCAGUACUGAGGGUCGGGACCACCCCUCUGUAACACGUAUGUUUCUCACGUAUGAUCGCUCCCCAUCUAUUCCUUUCUGUGGCGGUGUGAAAGGCAUUGUGAACCGUAGCGUCGAGGGCGGAGCGGAUCUGGUCGGACCAUCGUGUUGGACUGCGUCCACGAGGCCUCCUCCCAUCUAUUUUGCCGACCACCAUGAGCCUCUCAAGGUUUCCAUCGUCCUUCCUUGCGAUGUGAGAAGUAUUCUAAAACUCUGCGCAGACAUCCGGAAGACAAUCGCGAGUAGAUCCUGAGUUUACGCAGUAUGGAGAGAUUAGAUCGAAAUGCUGUCCAGGGGAUACGGAGCAUCUUUCUCCAGCGCCACAUCUCAAAGGCGUCAAUGCGUUUGCGGUCUGCAGCUUUCAGUGUCCAAGUCUCAGCGCCGUACGAAAAUAUCGAGAAGACUAGGGUCCGUAACAGUUUGGUCUUAGUUUUUACGGAAAUGUGGCGAUCUCUCCAGAUUCUUCCAAGCUCAGACAUAGCGCUCCUAGCCAUGCCAAUUAUUCUGCGUAUUUCCCUCUCGCACGAAUGCACGGUGUGAAUUCAAUUAUUAUUAAAAUAUGGGACGUUGUUGUCUAUUACAUUCUACAAAUCGUUCAUAACGAAAACAUAACACCCGUCACAGACUAUUGCUAUCUCAUUCAUCUCUCUCAUAUAUGUGUGAAUCUAGUGUUCAUCUUCUAUCUACGCCUAAAACAUUAUAAAUUCACGGAGAAGAGGAAAAGAGCAUUGACGGAUUGAAGUGAAAAGAUUAUUAAAUAUAUUAAUUAUAUUGUGAUUAAAUAUUGACAUUUUUAUAUUAAAUAAUUACUUCAUAUUUAACUAACAAGGAAAUUAUCACAUACUGCAAUACACCGGCGUUUUAUUUUACAAUGUAUACGGAAUUGAAUUGAUCUGAAAUCUUUUGUAAGUGCCAUUGUUUUUGGUUGGUACGAAAUGUGAUUAUUUUGUCAUUAUUGUAAAUAUUUUUAUGUAAAUUGUUUAAGCGUUGUAAUAGGAUCUAUAAGUGUUUACUUAAUUACAUAUUAAAUCAUGUUGUAGAGAAUUUUAGUGCUUUUCAUGGAAAUCUAAACGCGCCCGGAAUUUUUGUAAAUAAUGGAAUUAGAGUGUUGUGUUGAUGUUAAUUUUGGACGAUUAUUUAAUUAAUUUGUAGCAAUUUAUCCAUCGGAUUUAAGGUGUAACAUUUAGGGGAGGUACGUACAAAAUGACAUAUAGUUUAGGUUUUGGGUCAUAACUCUUUAAUGGUAAAUCACAGCGCAUUCACAUUGCACACCAGUAAUCUUAGGUUACAUGUCUCUGAAUUAUAAUAGAUACUUAAAAGAUAAACAAACUAGAAACUAGAAAAAAUAAUAAUUUAAAAUUUAACUGAGAUCAAAGAAAUCCGUUUUGUCCAUAUGCUAUGGACAAAAUGGCACACCACAUACGGACUAAAUGAUAUACACGGCAAAAGUUAUAAAAUUAAAGACAAAGCUCGCAAAUGAACCGCUUGGUUCGUUUAGAAACAUUCGCGCAAGAAGCGUGGGCCCAAUGUGAACAUUUUAAACACCGCAACCAGUCUUCUCCAGGUUUUGAUCGCGAAUAAAGAUCGUUGCAAUAAAUACAUGCGCAAUCCUCUUCGUCAUCUUGAGCGUAGUUUGGCAAAUUUUCUUCUUCGCUGUCUUCUUGGAAUAUGGUUUUGGUAACCAUUCGUCUCUUCUUCUCUGAAGGAGCUUUAGGCUCAUUUUUUGCCUUAAUUUCUUUCAUAUUUGGAGUUGAAGUCAAAACUAAAGAGGUUUGCUGUUUCUUUCGCUUACGUUUGCCUUGGCCACUCACGUAAUGUCCUUUUGGGACAGGAGAUAUAACUUCAAUAGGCACUGCUAACGUAUAGGAUGAGGGAUGUUUUUCAUUACCAAUAGAUUCGCGUCAGUCCAAACAAACGAGAUUCAAGUAAUUUCAAAUGCUCAACUAAUUUUCUUUCCACAUCAGGUGGAAAAGUAGCUUUCCAACAUCCUAGACCCUUUGCACAGGACUCCAAAGUUUUGUUACUAUCCAAAGCAUGUCUUCUUAGAGUUGCUUGUGGUACUCCAAAUGUCUUCGACGCUAAAAUCCAGCCCAUUUUGUUACUGCGAACUGCUUCCAUAGCUUUACGCAUUGAUUCCUCACUCCAGGAUUGACGAUCAGUCGUCCGCUUAUAAUUACGCGGCAUUAUCUGUAAAGAAAUUAACAGCUGAUUAACGAGAAACAGAUAUUGAGUACCUACAAUUAACUCAUUGAGUUCUUAUGGACAAAACGACAUACCUAUGUCAUUUUGUCCGUUACAUAUGUAUGUCAUUUUGUCCAUAAAACGUUAUAAAAAAUAAAAAUUCAACAAUAAAUUCAAAAUGAUUAUUAUUUACGGAAAAAACUAUUAGAAGGCAACAAUAAUUACUUAAUGGAUGUAAUAAAUGUAAACACAAGAUAAUAUUAUGAAAAACAUAACAUUAAUACACAAAAAUCCCUGCAUUAAAUAAAAACUCGUAACUUACCAAUGUUUAUCGUCGGCCAUAACACCCAAACGAAAGACUGGCGCGAGUUCACGUUUUGACAGGUUCGUAUUUCCGGCUAGAGUCACGUGAUGGAGUUAUCUAUGGCGGACUAGAAACGUCAGAAUUUGAAAUAUGAUGCCUGUGUCAUUUUGUCCGUAUAUGUCAUUUUGUACGUACCUCCCCUAAUUUUAUAUGACACUAGCUGACCCGACAGACGUUGUUCUGUAUAUAAUAAAUAAAAUAAUGUUUUUAUAUGAAUUUGUAUUGACAUAACAUCAAAAAUUACUUCGUAAAUUAUACACUCUGCUGUCGCAAUGAAAUUGUUUCACAGCAGAACUGUCAAACCGUGCGUCAAUAAAUUCUCUCAUAGAAAUUAUGUAUGGACACAUCAAAGGAAAAACAAAUUUGUGGUUUUUAUUUAAUUUAGCUGCAUUUUCCUAUUUAUUCACCUUUUAAAUCUUCUCUGGACUUCCACAAAUUAUUCAAGACCUAAAUUUGCCAAAUCGGUCCAGCCGUUCUCGAGUUUUAGCGAGACUAACGAACAGCAAUUCAUUUUUAUAUAUAUAGAUUAAUAUACAUUAUAAGCUUCGACUGCUAUAUCUAUACAUUGCCGCAUUUACUCCAGCCGUUUCAAAAAUUCUUGGUCAAUAAGCAGCAAUAUAAAUCAUUUAUUCAGUUCAGAUUCUAUUCGGACCGUGACAGUUGACACACGACUAACGGCCGUUUUCAAUAACCUAUCUAUCCUUAGUUUUAGAGAGGUACAAAUGAUUUAUGUUUUCUUUAGUGUUAGAGUCUCAGUCAGACUGACACUGUCUCGUGCCAGAUUUUGGCGGGACAACACGUCCUGAGGAUGCCCCGUAUAGAGGCGAAACACGUGUCGAAAUAGAGGUAGAAAAAUCUAUCCGUUAACGCUUACUUGCAUUUCAAUAACCUAUCGACAUAAGGCAUUGGACUAUAACUAUAUUGGACAUAACUAUGGAUAGAUAAGAUGUUGUCACUAAACGGUGAUAGCAAUGUAUCCGUAACUAGAGAUACGUUAUUGAAAACGGCCGUAAAGAGAAAAGUGUGCCUACAUUGUCUUUAAGCACACUGUUGCCGUUCCGCUAACAGACUGCGAAUGAUUUGUCCUUAUAUAUAUAUAGAACGUCAUAUGUGUUGUGUUGUGUAUUGGCGAUAUUACAAUUGCAAAAAAUUGCAUUAAAGCUCUUACAUGUUUUGUUUUUUCAGUGUCAUAUUUGAUUUAUUCUCAAGCCGAAACACGGAUUAAAUACAUACGUACCUUUUUCAACUACUUCGGGAAAGUUAAGGCUUAAUAACAAAAAAUGGCGAAAAUAUCAUCAUUAACAGUAUUUAAGAAAAUAUUUAUAUAUAAAACUAGCUGACCCGACAGACAUUUUUCUGUACAUAAUAAAUAAAAUACUGUUUUGUGUGAAUUUGUCAAUCAUAAUUCAUUAACAUCAAGAAUUAUUUCGUAAAAUAUACUCCCUGUUGUUAUAAUGAAAUUGUUUCACAGCAGAACUGUCAAACCGUGCGUCAAUAAAAUCUCUCACAGAAAAUAUGUCCAUACAAAACCAAUAUGGGAAAUAAAAAAUGUUAUGGGUCCCAAAUCGAAAUAAAAACUAUCCUAUCUCUCAAGUUGGACUAAACUGCACUCCAUGAAGUAAUCCCUAUUAAAAUCCGUUCAUUAGUUUAGGAGUUCACUGGAAACAAACAUUAGGACACUGGAUUUAUAUGUCAUAAGAUUAACAAUAUUUUAAUUAACUGUUACAUUUUUAAAUGUUUUUUUUUUAAUUUAUUUAGUGGCACGGGAUGCAAAUCCAUGGGCCUUUCAAUAAAUCAUUGCCCUCUGACUAACGCCAAUGGGUUACCACAACGUUUUUUUGUGAGCCGUUUAGAUUUUAAUUGAAAUAAGCAAUAGAUAUAGUAGUAAAUUGUAAUCCGAUGGUGUUUAUUUUUUGCAUUUUAAUUUGAGUGCAUUUAAAUCCGAGAUAAUCUUAUAAAGGGUGAAUAUCAUAUCACAAUGUAUAGUAAUAAAUGGUAGAAAAUUUAAUGUAUUCCAAGCAUUUACAGUAGAAAUUUAAUAUAGCACUUUUCGACUUAGUAAAGUAAUGAAAUAGCUCUCCGGAAUUCGACUUAAUCCGAAUAUGUUUUAAUUAGUAUAUUAAUUGUUUAAUUCUACCAAAUUUCCUGUUUGGUUAAUCGUACAAUUUGAGUACUUUAAAGGAAUUGACUUUUGAAAUUAUUUUUAUAAUUCACAUUUUAUUGAAUUGUUUGUGGUAUUUUGAAUGGUCUGGAAUUCGUUAAUAUUGUUUCUUUAUAUUAUGGUGUCUAAACCUCAGUUUCAAUGUUACUAUUGUUUUUUAUCUUGAUCAUCUAGAAAUCCAAUCCUUUUUGCAUCAUUUCCAAAGAUUUACAAGCGCUGGCGACAGUAAAUAAACACACGUAUAGAAAUAAUUAACCGUGAUCAGAAGAAAAUAUUCAAAAAUAAAAUACAUAAUACACAAUAACAAAUUAUUAUAUGUUAUGAUUUUAAACUGAUAACCCUCACUUCUGGGAUUAAUUACACAAAUAAAACUGAAAUGAAAAUACUAUUAACGAUGCGGGUUAUUAACUGUAUAGUAGAUCCUGUAGAGCCAUAACCUGAGAGUUGAACAUGCAAGAUUUUAUCAACGAUACGUCACUAUAUAUAUAAAUACGGUUGGCUCAGUUGAAAAGUUUCCAUGCUUCCCGUGUGGUCCCAUUGUAAUUUGGUCCAGAUCUGACAUUGGCAUCCAUGAGAAAACCAUAAAAGUCUUUAAUUUGCUAAACAUACGUAUAGCAAAGUGGAUGAUAAAUUUUUAGUGAUUAAUGAUAGUGACCCUAACUUCUGGGAUUAAUUACACAAAUUAAAUUUGAAAACAAAAUUUAUGAAAGAUACAGGACUCCACCCACUACCUCUCGCAUUCCGUGCGAGCACUCUUCCACUGAGCCAACUAUUCGAGUGAUGUUAAGUUCAUAAAUAACUCUGAGAGUUGAACAAAGAUAUACCAAGAGUACAUAUGGGGCGAAUCGGAUCAAAAUAAGAAAUCUUUGAUAAUUCAAAUAUCUCUCUCACCCCGCACCUCCCGACAUAGGCAGUAUUUAGAUCGCGCUUGUGAAUUAGUGUCGAUUGAUACUUCUUACGAUUUUAUCAAUAAAAAUAACACUUAAGUAUGAUUUGCUCAACCUCAAUGAAAAAGUAAUCCGUUUCGGUCUACCCUACAUGGAAAAAAUGAUAUUAUUCACUUCACCGCAUGGGUAGAGGUACCCAUAUCCUUCCUAUAAACAUUUACAUUAUGUCAGUUAGUCGUGAAUGGAUACGGUACUUUUGAUUGGUAAUUGUUUAAGUGUUUGCACCUGUUUUAUGUCAUUUACGUUUAAUGUUUUAUACAUACAUACAUAAAAUCACGCCUCUUUCCCGUAGGGUUAGGCAGAGACCACUUCUUUCCACUUGCUACGAUCCUUACAUACUUGUUUCGCUUCGUCCACUUUCAUUAUUCCUUUCAUACAUGCUCUCCGGUUUAGGGUACUCUUGACCUGGCCUUUUUUCAAGACGUCCCUGAUUUGAUCUUGAAACGUCCGCCUAGGUCUACCCCUUCCAACACUUUCAUUCACACUGGCCUUAUGUGUAAAAGGUCUAUGUGUAUAUAUUGACGAAGAAAGUGUUUUCAUCGUCAAUCAUUCUUCAUUCAUUCUCUCGACAUGUCCAAACCAUCUCAGCAUAAGAUUUUAUAGCCUCUUCAUAUAGAAGCAACGUUGAGUGUGUAUGUCAAUUCAUUCGAAGUUCUAACUGAAAGAAAUUCUUUUUUGCACUCUUUUUAAAUAAAAUAUACUUUAUUUUACUGUCGUUGCUAUUGCUAUAAAAUAAUCAUAAUCUAGUCCCAGGCUGUCCGAUCAUUUAGAUAUUCAGCUAGUAGGAUUUACGACAGGGCCAUUUUUUAUAAAACAUUUAAAUUUAUUUAUAGAUAAUGCCUGAACAGUGGCUGGGACUUUAUUAUAUAAGUGUAUACAUUUACCUUUAAAGCUAUUAUGUAUCUAAUAAACAUUCUUUCCUAAUAAGAGAAAUAAUAUAAUAUUUAUACCAGACCAUUCAAAAUUAUCAAUUUUAUUAUUAUAAAGUAAUAAAAAAGACAGUUGCCAGUUGUAUUUGUAAGAUGUUUUCGUACCAAUUAGGCAUUUUAUUUAGAUUGUAUUUAGAUAUAAUUUUAGAUUCACGAACGGAGAUUUGUCUCUUCAUUUAAUGAUCAUUGUAAAUUAUACUUAGUGUUGUAUUAAACCAAAUUAUUACAAAUAUA